This is a messenger RNA of Cetraspora pellucida, 1476 nucleotides long. The record is from the annotation of a GenBank genome assembly. NCBI's taxonomy places the organism in Eukaryota, Fungi, Glomeromycota, Glomeromycetes, Diversisporales, Gigasporaceae.
AUGACAGUUCUUGAAAAUGCAAAUGCAGGAGAUUUUGACAAUGCAGUCAAGUGUAAUAUUUUAAAAUCUAUGAUGGGUGGAAAAUAUGUUCCAGUACUAGCAAAUAAUAAUCUUGAAAGCAAAAUACUAAUAGAAGACAAUACUUAUGAAGCUAAAGUUUGGCCACUAUUAUUAGGAGUGACAGACAAUAACGUGCAAGUUAUAGAAUUUCUUAAAAGCCACUUAACAGGUGAUUUUUACACUUGGAUGAGAAUAGCUAAUACAGCAGACAUUAAUGCAUUUUUCACUGAACUAAAAAACAUGUGGCUGGAGCAUGCACCAAAUUUGAAUGGUCAAGUUUCUCAACAAUCUUCCUAUAACACCAAAAUAAUAGAAGCUCCUAUAAUUCUGCAAUCAGUAUUUCCUAUACCUGAUAUACAAAAAAUGAUUGAUGAGGCAUUAGCGAAACAAAAAUCCAAUUAUGAUGCUGAGAUAAAAAAAUUGAGAAAGGAAGUUCAAUUAUCAAAAGUACAGAAAACACAGAUACCAGUUCCACAAACCAUUGAACCAGUUAGACAACCAAGAGCCCCUCCAUCAAAUUUAAUUACAAAAGAAGAUUAUGAAACUUAUUAUUUAGGUAAAUACUUAAAUAAUUUAGGUAUAUAUAGUAAAGAAAAUUUAGAUUCAAAUUAUUCUAAAAAACCUUUUCAAAGAUCUCAUCCACAGCAAAAAGAUAACUCUACGAGAUUAGAGAAGAAAGUAGAUAAAAUUGGGCAUAUGUUAUCUCAUCUUAAUAUAAACAAUCAACCCAAAAAACCAAUAGCCAAAUCAAAUCGAACACAACAAUAUUAUCCUUUUCAACCAAUAAAUUAUAACUUUUUAGCUAAUAAUGAAAAUAUACCAGUAAAUAAAAACUUACCUGGUAACUCUGCUAAUCCUUCUUCUGAUCUAGCAACUAUCCACCCCAAAACAUAUGAUCAGUUAUUGUCUAAGCUUUUACCAGCAAUGCAAAAAAUGUGUCAGUCUCAUACAGUUCAGAAAAAAGAAUCAGAUGAGUGGUUUUCAUCUCUACAAUACCUAAAUGCUAGUAUAAACGAUUUAUCUAUUUCUAAAUCAUUUUUAGAUAAUGGAAGUAACUACAAACAUAUCACUGAAUCGUUGGAAUGGUUUACAGAUGUGCCAGUCAGUAUAAAAGAUAAGGAUGAUAAAACUGUUACAGCUACUGGAAAUUUUACACGUAUUGAUAAUGAUGAACCUGAACCAAUGUUAUGUUUAGGUAUGACAUGGAUUCGAAAAGUUCAAGGUAUUCUUGAUCCGAAUAAAAACCAAUUCCGAAUGAAAUUACAUGGUAGGUCUUUUAUUAUUCCAACUUUUAGCAAGACUCCAGAAGUCUCACAAAUCAUGAUAACUGAAGAAUGGCUUGAUAUAGCUUUAAAAGCAGAUAAAGUUCUUGCUGAAAGAUGUUCUCAGCUUACUGAGACAAAGAUAAAAGCAUAG